Messenger RNA from Onychostoma macrolepis, 4094 nucleotides. It is a transcript of the gene fbxo31, whose product is annotated as F-box protein 31. Gene Ontology annotation, molecular function: protein binding. Lineage: Eukaryota; Metazoa; Chordata; Actinopteri; Cypriniformes; Cyprinidae. The coding region runs from base 931 to 1968 and encodes 345 amino acids. The record is from RefSeq and is a predicted model, not a curated record. The transcript has 8 exons.
AAUUUUUAUUUCUGUUUUAGUCAUUUUAGUCAACUUCAGUUUAUUUAUUUCAAAGCAAUAUUUAAAUGUUUGGUAGAUUUUUCAUCUAGAAUCUUAUUAUUUCAGCUUUAUUUCAAUAACAGAAAAAUAGUUUUAAUAGUUAAGUAGUUUAAAAAUAACUUAAGUUUCUAAAUCACUUCUUUCUGUCACAGAUUCUUAACUUAUUAUGAACGUGGAACAUUCCUUCAAAGGUUGAAUCCCAAGUUGCAUAGUUCUGCUACACUAUAAAAGUGUUUACUUCACUGGCGAUGAGGAAGGUACAUACUUUUGAUGUACUUUUCUAUGCAGUAUGUAGUAAGACACCACAAGUAGAAAAGUGUGUUAUUACCUCAGUCACCCAUAUCGUCGCAUUGCUACAUAAUUCAUUCAUCUAGCUGAAUUCAUUACAUUAUUACUUUUUGUUUUAUAUUGACGUUCUGUUUUGGCAUCACAUUCCCUGCCAACUUGAAAACUCUUCUGUAACACAAGGAUUUGUGGGUAAUUUUAGCCACAAGCAUAUGUUAUUCCACUGGAUAUAAUUUAGGAACCUUUGCAAAAUACUGGAAUUUGGAACGCACGCAUGCUAAUUAUUUAGUAUGCGUAGUAUGCAAAUUGGGACACAGCCUUGGUUUGGGACGUACUGAUGUGACAGCAGCUUAAGGGCAGCUUCUGCCGAGCGUGAGCACGCCUGUGUGUCCUGCAUGCGUGUGUGUGAUCGACACAGGCUGGCAAGGGUGCAGACGACUGCAGCUGCGCUAACAUCAGCUGACUGUGUGAGAUGCAGAUGAGUAAAAGUGACCAGACGUGGUGUUACAUCCCUAUAGACACAUCCUGGGUCUCUGGCAGCCUGAUAUCGGGCCCUAUGGAGGACUGCUGAACGUGGUGGUUGACGGGCUGUUCAUCAUAGGCUGGAUGUAUUUACCGCCCCAUGAUCCCCGUGUGGAGGACCCUAUGCGUAGACGGCCGCUCUUCCGCAUUCACAUGUGGGAGAAAAACAAAGCCAUGGUAGAAUGCAUGUACGGACACAAGGGCCCUCAUAAAGGAGAUAUUCAGACUGUGAAGAAAGAUGAAUUUUCCACCAAAUGCAACCAGACCGAUCACCAUCGAAUGCCUGGAGGAAGGCAAGAGGAGUUCAGAACGUGGUUGGAGGAGGAAUGGGGAAGAACACUGGAGGAUAUUUUCCACGAGCACAUGCAGGAGUUGAUCCUCAUGAAGUUCAUUUACACCAGCCAAUACGAUAAUUGCCUGACGUACCGGCGGAUUUAUCUGCCCCCGUGCCUCCCUUCAGACCUGCUGAAGCCGGGCCUCUUCAAAGGGACAUACGGCAGUCACGGCCUGGAGAUCAUCAUGCUGAGCUUCCACGGCUCCAAGGCCAAAGCCACCAAGCUUACCGGUGACCCCAAUGUCCCAGCAGGUCAGCUGACGUUAGAAGUCGACCUGAAUCGUCCGGUGCGUCUGCCGGACCUGGAGCACCAGCGGAACAUGGAAGAGCUCUCUCGCCUGGUGCUGGGGGUGCACGAGGAGGCCCAGAGGGAUCUACAGGCCCGGGACGCCCCGUCAGAGACUGCGGAGGGGGCGGAGGGCUCAGAUUCGGCUUGCCCUGCUGGAGUGGAGGAUGUGGAGCCGGGAGCUGCUGCCUGCAGCGCUGCACCUGAUGUGCAGCCGUUUGUGUUGCCUCUGGGAGUCAUGGCCCGUAAUGAAGUGUAUCCUCGCACCUGCAAGACGUGUUUUUAUGGAACAGGCCUGAUCGCCGGCCACGGCUUCACGAGUCCGGAGCGCACGCCGGGUCUGUUCGUGCUGUUCGAUGACGACCGCUUUGGCUUCAUUUGGCUGGAGCUGAAGUCCUUCAGUCUGUACAGUCGGCUGACCGACCAGCUGUCCCACGCUCAGGCCCCCAGCAUGGAGCGCUUCGAGGCCAUGCUCCGCAACAUGCAGUCAUGGACAUCCUGAUAGCAAACCUCACACCACCUUUUCUCAUCAGGCACAUCCUCUGGUAUUACGCUCUGCACCGUCAGGGACCUCCCUGCUGACACACACUCACUCACACACACACAUAUGCACUCCUGCUCGCAUCCGCACAGGUGUAUUUAAGCCACAUGCCCGUACAGUUGUAUUAUAUUAGGCCUUUCUUAUCAGCUUUUUAAUUAAUUUAUUUUUGUAACCUGGAAAUGGCGAUGAAGACGACAACAAUGUGAAAAUUCGCCCGUAUAUUCAGCUGAGCGUGCCUCUGAUCUUCAGAUUCUGAAUCCUGUGGUUUUGUGCUUUAGAAAUGAUCUUAGAAGUGUUUGUCCUCAAUGUGGCAACAUCUGCGGUUGCUUUUAAAUUAUUUUAUUCAGUUUAUUUCUUUAUUUGUAAAAAGUCCACACCGUAUUUGGAAAUGCUUCCAUUUUUUUCCGUCAGUGCUCACUGAAAAGAAAUGACUUCCAGCUGCUUUGUCGCUGCAAAUGUUGUCAAUUUCAUCACUCCAUAAUGCAUCCAUUAAUAUGUACACUAAAAAAGCCAAAUUUUCUUAUCUAAAGGAAUAGUUCACCCAAAUAUUUGCUCAAAAUAUACUCACCCUCAGGCCGUUCAACAUGUAGAUAUGUUGGUUGCUUCAUCAGAUACAGAGAAAUUUAGCAUUACAUCGCUUGCUCACCAGUGGAUCCUCUGCAGUGAAUGGGUGCCGUCAGAAUGAGUCCAAACAGCACAUGGUUUAAAGUUAAAUCAUCUUAAUGAUGGAUUUGUUUCUUGAAAACAUGCAGGUUUUCACUUCACAAGACAUUAAUUGAUGGACUGGAGUGGUGUGGAUUAUUGUGAUGUUUUUAUCAACUGUUUUGAACCCUCAUUCUGACGGCACCCAUUCACAUUCACAGGAAGUGAUGUAAUGCAAAAUUUCUCCAAAUCUGUUCUGAUGACGAAACAAACUCAUAUACAUCUCGAAUGGCCUGAGGGUGAGUCAAUUUUGAGCAAAUUAAAAUUUUUGGCUCAACUUUUUCUUUAAUUUCUAUCUAUCAUACUGUUCAAUUUCCAAGCGAAUUGGUUGGCCACCAAAUUUUACGACCACGACGUCUGUCUCAUUUUCACAUGAUAGUGAUUCUGUUCCUCUAGCUGUGCAGCUCUCUUCCAAGUGCUCUUCCCUACGCAGCGUAGACAUUUAUCGGAGGCAGAAUUACUCCGGCUAUACUUUUGUAUUUGACUGCAGCAUUACUAGCAUUUGAAAAUGGAAAAAAAAAAAAAUAAUGGAAAAAAAUAAAGUCAGUAUAAUGUAAAAUGAAUAUAUAUGUAAAUGCAUUGAAUAUAUUUAAACAUUUAUCAGUAUAUUUCAGCUUUGUUUUAGGGAUGAUUGUAUAUAUGAUUGAACUAAUUUAAGUAUAUCGCCUGUGUUUACAACCUCUGAGUUGAGUGAUAAUUGUUUUAAAUGUAAUAUUCUCAUAGAAUUGGCCGUUUACGUGGACUGAUAUACUACAACUAUUGAUUUUAUUCCAAAUAAGAUACAAUUUCAGCUGUUUGUAUUGGCUCAUAACUAUUUGAAUCAUAUUUCAAAGCAUUUGUGCUGUUAAUAACUCAAAGUCUACCCUAUUGACUUCAGUUUCUCACUUCUCAAUGGAUAAAAUCAAGUUUUGCCCCCUUUGUCGUCAUCAGGAUUCACAUAUGAUUUUAGGUCGACUUCAAAUUAAGUUUCUCUCCCAUUAUUUAUCUAUAAUGAUAAUUUAGCAAAGCUCUGUGCCUAAAACUGUUAUUUAUACAUUUGUGUUGUACAUUUGUAAUUUCCUUAUUUUUAAUUUUGUAAUUAUACUGAAAGUAAAACACGAGUUGUCAGUAAGUGUGAUGUUUGUGCAGCAAAACGGCUCCGUUAGUGAGUCAAGCAUCCAGUACAGGUGUUUAUAUUUGAUGUUAAUCUGCUGUUUGAAAAUUAAAAAAAAAAAAAAAAUCUGAAUAUUGUCAAUAGUUGAAUUAUUGUCAUCCAUGUAAAUCUGCCAGUUAGAAAAUCUCAAAGCGCAAAUUCAUGACUAGUAUGCACACGUUGCAUUCAAAUUCAGGGAGGUUUGCAGCUUUAGCCUUCGUUUGUUCUCAAUAAAAUGGAGGAAAAACUUGAA